CCUCCGUCACCUGUCACUGUACCGGAUCAACCCAGCACCAUGUCUUCCCGGCCGCCGACGCAUCCGUCCGACCGGAGUCCACGGCGAUUGCCCACCGCCUGCUGUCUCCUAGUACUCGCCCUCGCUCUCCUCUUCGCCUCCGCCGCCGCCAAGUCCUCUCGCCGCCCCAUCUCCGACAACGAGAUCCGGCAGAAGAAGGAGGCCUGCUACACCGACGUCGAGAACGGGCUAUGGGGCUGGGUGUGCAGGUCCUCGCCAACGGAGAAGGAGAACUGCGUGCUGCGCUGCCUCUCCCCGGAGUGCUACAACCUAAUAUAUGGCGGCGACCCGCUCGAGGAAGGGGAGUUGGACUAUGUUCGUAGCCAGGAGUACAAGUACUGCAUGCACAGAUCAUCCCUUGGAGAAAGCUUGGAUGGUGUGAAGGGGUCCUUCAACUAUUCAUGAAGGGAACAACGGGGAAAAGGUUGUGUUAGUUUGCUGUAAACUUUAUUUUUCAUGCGUACAUGUAUUGCUUUAUUUAGACCUUGAACCCAACAUAUAUACUGGCUUUCGCUAAUUGGUGAAUGUGGUAAACAACUUACCAAAUAUAGCAAUAAAGCUAACUUUUCGGCUA
Panicum hallii is the source of this 613-nucleotide messenger RNA. RefSeq lists its product as uncharacterized. NCBI's taxonomy places the organism in Eukaryota, Viridiplantae, Streptophyta, Magnoliopsida, Poales, Poaceae. The transcript is spliced from 5 exons. Bases 40 to 444 code for a protein of 134 amino acids. The record is from RefSeq and is a predicted model, not a curated record.